UUCCCAAGCUGCGCGCCUCGCUGCCCGGAGCGGGUCUGAGCGGCGCUGCCCCGGCGGACCUUUCCGCGGGAGGGUGUCUCUGCUGUCGUCUCUCUGGGUUUGCACGGGAGCCCCACACCCACCCGCCUCUGAGUCCUGGAAGAAAGGGGCGGCUCCCUGCGCCCCGCCGGAAGCCCGGAAAAUGGGGAGCAAGGCCCUGCCGGCGCCCAUCCCUCUCCACCCGUCGCUGCAGCUCACCAACUACUCCUUCCUGCAGGCCGUGAACACCUUCCCCGCCGCGGUGGACCACCUGCAGGGCCUGUACGGGCUCAGCGCCGUGCAGACCAUGCACAUGAACCACUGGACGCUGGGGUACCCCAACGUGCACGAGAUCACCCGCUCCACCCUCACCGAGAUGGCGGCGGCGCAGGGCCUCAUGGACGCGCGCUUCCCCUUCCAGGCUCUGCCCUUCACCACCCACCUCUUCCACCCCAAGCAGGGAGCCAUCGCCCACGUCCUCCCGGCCCUGCACAAGGACCGGCCCCGUUUUGACUUUGCCAACUUGGCCGUGGCAGCCACGCAGGAGGACCCCCCGAAGAUGGGCGAGCUGGCCAAGCUGAGCCCGGGGCUGGGCAGCCCCAUCUCGGGCCUCAGCAAAUUGACUCCGGACAGAAAGCCCUCGCGAGGGAGGCUGCCCUCGAAAACGAAAAAGGAGUUUAUCUGCAAGUUUUGCGGCAGACACUUUACCAAAUCCUACAACCUGCUCAUCCACGAGAGGACCCACACGGACGAGAGGCCGUACACGUGUGACAUCUGCCACAAGGCCUUCCGGAGGCAAGACCACCUGCGGGAUCACAGGUAUAUUCAUUCCAAAGAAAAGCCCUUCAAGUGUCAGGAGUGUGGGAAAGGAUUUUGUCAGUCUAGAACUCUAGCCGUUCACAAAACUUUACACAUGCAGGAAUCUCCACACAAAUGCCCCACAUGUGGAAGAACCUUUAAUCAGAGAAGUAAUCUGAAAACUCACCUUCUCACCCAUACAGACAUCAAGCCCUACAGCUGCGAGCAGUGCGGCAAAGUGUUCAGGCGAAACUGUGAUCUGCGGCGGCACAGCCUGACUCACACCCCGCGGCAGGACUUCUAGAGAAGCCCAGGAUCUGUCCCCCUGUGCCCCCACCCCCUGCUCCCCUCCCCAGACACCCCUCCACACCUCCCCCCCGGGGAUCCCACCCCCAACCCUUCACUGACCCCAGCUCUGCCCUUGCUGCAGCCGCACCUGCAGCUCCAGGGAGUUAACUCAGCUUCUGGAGGACUGAGAACUGUAGACAGCCACACACGUACAUCCCUUCACACAGAGCAUACGCGAGUUCCUUGUAGAUAAUGCACAGCUCAUUUUAGAGCUCUGUACAUAAUGUCGUGGGUCUUGGUGUUGUUGUUUUGUCUGUCUUUGUAUCUUGUUUGGAUGCACCUGGAUAUGGAAAAUGGAAGCCAAAUUUAUCUUUAAAGACUGUAUUUUCAAAAUAAAACUUUUUCUUGUUUGUUUCAA
This is a messenger RNA of Eptesicus fuscus (big brown bat), 1522 nucleotides long. It is a transcript of the gene OSR2, whose product is annotated as odd-skipped related transciption factor 2. The transcript has 4 exons. NCBI's taxonomy places the organism in Eukaryota, Metazoa, Chordata, Mammalia, Chiroptera, Vespertilionidae. Gene Ontology annotation, biological process: embryo development; urogenital system development; regulation of transcription by RNA polymerase II. Gene Ontology annotation, molecular function: RNA polymerase II transcription regulatory region sequence-specific DNA binding; DNA-binding transcription factor activity, RNA polymerase II-specific. Gene Ontology annotation, cellular component: nucleus. The coding region runs from base 182 to 1120 and encodes 312 amino acids. The record is from RefSeq and is a predicted model, not a curated record.